This is a messenger RNA of Mercenaria mercenaria, 3365 nucleotides long. RefSeq names its product mitochondrial protein C2orf69 homolog. Lineage: Eukaryota; Metazoa; Mollusca; Bivalvia; Venerida; Veneridae. Bases 1 to 924 code for a protein of 307 amino acids. The record is from RefSeq and is a predicted model, not a curated record. Gene Ontology annotation, cellular component: mitochondrion. The transcript has 2 exons.
AUGUUUUUAAAUAAAAUCUACAAGCGUGUAUCGAGUCUAUUUCCCCUAAUCAUGGCACAGAGUGUGAAUUCAUGCACUAGUUUACCUGCUUGCAAGCGCCUUUUAAAUCUUGAAGGUGCUGAGGGCAAGCAUAAUGAUGUAAUAAUUUGUGGAGUGGAGAAGUUGUCCAGUAGUAAACAGCACAUCAUCUUUUUUGGUGGAGAUGUACAGGAUUACAAGGAAAACAUGGAAAGUCAUUAUACAAACAAAGCUUAUGUAGAGUGGAACCUUGAGAGUACAGCAGAGCUACUGCGAUCAAAGUUUCCUGAUUCAACAGUAUUUGUGAUAAAACCGUCCGAUAUGCUACUCAAAACAUUCAGUAUUUACAAAAACUUCCUUAACUUUGAUGAAGAUGGUAAACCGGAAUUUACAAAUGACUUUGGGGCUUUGGUGCAUCUUUCAAAACUUUACGCAUCAGCCUUGGAAAAAGUAGGAAGUUCUGAUGUCAAUGGUGCUUGUUCUGCAGACUCUAACAUAUGUUCAGAUGAUGUACAAGUCAAAAUUAUAGGUUUUAGCAAAGGAUGUGUGGUGCUAAGUCAGUUAAUGUAUGAACUGGAUCAUUUCAAAGAUGAUAAAAAUGUGAAGUUGUUCCUGGAUAAAGUUUCGGCAAUUUAUUGGCUUGACGGAGGUCAUAAUGGUGGGGUCAAGGGUUAUAUAACUGAUAACAAAGUUCUUAAAGAUAUAAAAAAGUUAGAAAAGGACCUCUUUGUGCUUGUUACACCAUAUCAAAUUAAGUGUAUAAACAGGCGCUGGAUAGGAAAAGAAGAAGCUGAAUUUGUGAAGAAGUUGGAAGCAUUAGGGGCAAAAAUUCAAGAAUUUCGAUACUUUAUGGAUGAACCUGGAAGCAUUGAAAAUCAUUUUAAAGUUCUAACAAAAGUUAGAUAAAUAUGUUUAGGUACUUUUUGUUACAAGUUCAGUUGACCCAAAGGGUCAAGUGUUGCCUCUGUGAACAGUCAUUCAAGUAUCCACCUAAGACUUUCUCUAUCUGAAGGAGUUCCUAUUUGCUUUAAUGCUCUCAAGUUGAGUUACCUCCUCAUAACAAAAAUAAUUAAGACAAAAACACUUUCAUAUAUUACUUGUAGCAACAUUUGCAGUUGAUUAGCUUAAGUUGAAGUUUGAUUAUAAUAUUGGUUACUACCACUGGCAUUACUACAAUCAACAUUUUGAUUAACCCGUCCACUGGUUCAGAAUUAGCUCAUUGGGAGAGCGUAACUGUCCACAGGUUGGCAGUUUGAUCCCUGGGUGAAAGGAAUUUACUGAGGACAUUCUUCAUUCACCUCUAAUAUACUAUGUGGGGAAGUUGCUAUUCCCUUGUGGAAAACAUGUUGCUACCGGUACUGCUGGUACAAAAGUUGUGGAAAACAUGUUGCUACCGGUACUGCUGGUACAAAAGUUGUGGAAAACAUGUUGCUACCGGUACUGCUUGUACAAAAGAUGUGGAAAACAUGUUGCUACCGGUACUGCUUGUACAAAAGUUGUGGAAAACAUGUUGCUACUGGUACUGCUGGUACAAAAGUUGUGGAAAACAUGUUGCUACCAGUACUGCUUGUACAAAAGUUGUGGAAAACAUGUUGCUACCAGUACUGCUGGUACAAAAGUUGUGGAAAACAUGUUGCUACCAGUACUGCUGGUACAAAAGAGAAAUCAUAAUAUGUAUAUUUAAGUGAAUACAGUGCUUAUAAAUCUCUAGAAUACUGUAGAAAAAUGGGGCUUCACCCUUGUCAGCAAAAAAAACCCAACUAGAUCAAUGUUAUGUUAACUAAUUUUCCAUUUUGAUAAAUAUAUUUAUUAAAAUGUCCGAAAGGACAUCUUAGAAAAUGCAUGAUAUGUAACCUCGAUUUAUUUUAAUGCCUUCAGUUGACCUGUAGCUUUAAUGUAUAAAAUUAUGUGCUAAGCUACAGUUCACUCCUUUUCAGGGAAAUUGUUUUAGUUUUUGUUUGUUUAAAUGUAUUUAUGACUUAAAAAUUCUGCUUAUCUCAUUGGUCAGUAACUUGUCACAUGAAGUGAUAUUCACUGCAUGAAGUGAUAUCCUUGUACUAAACAAACUUGGAUUGUCUGAGAAAAUUUCUAGAUCAGCAGUUUAACUGUUGGUAUACAGUCAUGUUGAAUGUAAGUGAGUUGUUUGUCUGAACAAAAAUCAAGCAUUAAUUAUUUAUUUGAUACUAACCAGAUUGCUUUUUUAGUGUAGUAAUAAAAUAGAAUACGUACUGUUUGAUGAUAUUAGUAAAUAUCCAAGUCCAUGGACCUGACCUACAUCUAUCGGCCUCGGUGGAUUAUCCGAUAUCACCUUGGUUAGGUCCAUAACUUGUAAAUUUACCUCAUCAGAUACAGUAACCAUUACAUGUAGGUUACACUUUUAGUGCAAUGUACAUUAUUAUGAUUAAUUAGUUCCGGAAUUUCAUAGAGGCUGUUAUAAAUAUUUCCACUGUAUUAAUUCGGAAGUGUUACCGGACAUUUAGAUCACUAGUAAUAUGAUCACUGGCCUAGUUUAGGUCUUAUACGACAUCUUUCUAGCAUUUUUCCAGACAUUACUUCCAGAACUGGUGGGCACUUGGUUGGAACAAAAUUCCUCAUCUACAUCAGAUACAGGGUUACAGUCCCAUUAAAUAGGGAGCAAAUGACUCAAAAGCCAGUGACUUAAACCAAUUAACAUGUGCUAUAAAACUUUGUUUGCUCGACCUCGAUGGGACCAGCAAAAUUUGUUCAAGUUGUCGGUAGUUCAAACCAUUGAAUAAUAUACAUUAUAUAGGGAUUUUGGCGGGACCUGACAAUGAGUUUGGGCAAAGGAUGGUGUUCGAAUCAUCCGAGUUUGAGCAAAUGAAGAACAACUGUAUUUAAAACCACAAUGCGCCUUUGAAUGUGUUAAUCAUGAAAAGGGUGCUAUGUAAAUUGGGGUAUAAUAUUAAUAUAUAAUAUUUAUUAUUCAUUUAUUACUUAUUUUUUCUUUUUUUAGUAAUUUUACUUUUUUGACAAAGGAUAAAAUUACCAGUAGAUGUAAUUAUGUUGAAAAUAACAUAAAACCAGUGGCAAUAAUCAGAUUUUUUAUUUUUCUUAUUUUACUACUUCGUAUAUAUUUUAAUAGCUCCUUUUUAAUGAGAGUUUGUGUGAUUGUGUUUUAGUUUCAGUGGAUUUUCUUUCAUGUUUGAUUAACUUUCACAAUAGCUGUUAAAGUGCCCUGUGGCAGCCAUUAAGAUGGGACUUUGUGUUGCAUAGUCUCUUAUAGUUCAAAUUGAACAGUCCUGUACUAAUUUUAUUUAUGUAUUGAAUUGUAAUUUUAUACCUGUGAUAUUUACAUGAAUGAGACGUAAAUAAAGAAUAAUACUGUU